This is a messenger RNA of Vespa crabro (European hornet), 1102 nucleotides long. RefSeq names its product zinc finger CCHC domain-containing protein 10-like. NCBI's taxonomy places the organism in Eukaryota, Metazoa, Arthropoda, Insecta, Hymenoptera, Vespidae. The transcript is spliced from 4 exons. Gene Ontology annotation, molecular function: zinc ion binding; nucleic acid binding. The record is from RefSeq and is a predicted model, not a curated record. Bases 150 to 548 code for a protein of 132 amino acids.
CCCACUUUUGUUUUCACACAAAAUAUCUGUGGAAUAACCUCUCGAAGUAAUCUUUCUUUAUUUGUAAAUAAACUUAUCGAAAUUUAUCGAUGCUAUAUGAAAAGUUUAAUUAAUUCUGAUAAAUAUCAAAUAAUAAUCAUAAAGAGAAAAUGAGUUCGAAUAAAAUUGAAGUAAUAAAGAAAACCAAUCUAUCUCCUCAAAGAAUACGAUGUCAAAAAUGUUUGGAAUUUGGACACUGGAGUUAUGAAUGUAAAGGAAAACGGAAAUAUCUACACAGAUCUUCUCGUACUGUACAACUUAAAAGAAGUUUAAAAAUACAAGAAGAAAUAAAGGAACAAAAAGUGGAAGUUAAGAAGUCUCAUGGACAGAAGAGAAAAAAAAUGAGAAAAGAAUCAAGUAGUUGCAGUGAUACAAGCUCUUCUAGUGUUGACAGUAGCAGUUCUAGUAGCAGUAGUGAAAGUAGUAGUAGCAGUUCUUCUUCGGACAGAUCCUUAUGGUACCAGAGCUUUGGGUUUGAAAAAUUAAAAAAAAUAUAUUAUCUUUAUUAGCACGCUCUCGAUGUUACUUCUCUAAAGUCCAAUGACACUCCGAUUUUUUACACUGCUCGCUCUAUUUCUUGUACACUCUGAUCUCAAUUACUCAUCGCUCAUCUCUUCUUUUGUUUCACGCUUCGUCUUGGGCUACUAUUUCAAUUCCAACUUCAAUUCCAUGUGCAUUUUCGGAAUUUUACAUCGAUCACUUUUCACAGUAAUCGAUUGCGGCUCAUUUAAAUCAUGCAUCAAAUAUUCACGCUACUUUCGAUCAAUUUCUUCUCAAAACAAAGCACAUUCGCAGCCAAUACAACGCGCUUGUCGCGUCGAAAGAUGUAAUUUAACAAUAUUUUGUUAGCACUCCGCCAUAUCAUAUUUUAAUUAUUAAAAUGUUGUAAUCUAAUAAUUUCAUUACAUCUAGAGAUUGUAAGAGAGUGUAAGAAGGAUCAAUUUGAAAAAUGAUCAACAUUUCCUUCAAACUGCUUCUUUUUAAUAUGAAAAUAAAUCUGUAGUUAAUUUUAUAUUAAGUAAAUUUAAUUUAAUUAAGAAAAAAAUAUAGCCCUACUAGAAAA